This is a messenger RNA of Vairimorpha ceranae, 1218 nucleotides long. RefSeq lists its product as hypothetical. Lineage: Eukaryota; Fungi; Microsporidia; Nosematidae. The transcript has a single exon. The record is from RefSeq and is a predicted model, not a curated record. Bases 1 to 1218 code for a protein of 405 amino acids.
AUGGUACCAUUAUUAUUUUUUAAUGUGGUUUUUCAUAUUGUAAGAUGUCAACUGGGAUUUUCAGUUCCUUGGAAGCUUAGCACUAUUGAUAAUGAUGCUAAAUGCUCAGAUUUUGUCAAAGAAUAUCUUAAUACAAAAAUUGAAAAGUUUAACUGCACUUGUAAUUCUUCUUGUUUCAACGAUAAGCAACUUAACAUAUUAGUGGUUUUUUUUAGAAAUUCAGCUUACAUUUAUCGACAAAUAUCAAAUUUUGAAGCGAAGCUUUUGUCUAAGAUUGGCCCAACUUGGAGAAAAAAAAAGUUUAAAAAGAAUAAAGUUAUAAGGAAACUUAAUCGUUUAUUAAAAAAUGGUUCGUAUUUAAAUGUGUGUUUUACAGAUACUGAAGAUAAUUUAUUAAAAGAUAAAAUAACAAAGAAAUUUACAAAUGUGGUAACUAAAAUAACAUUUUUUGAUAAACAUCAUGUAAAUAUUUCAUCACCCAAUUCUGCAAAAAUUAUUCUUCGAAAUUCUAUUACCUGCGAAUGCCUACUAUCCAAAAUAUUUGAUGAGUUAGAAUGUGAAGUUUUACAAAAAAUUUAUUGUAAACAGACUUGUGAAAAAGGGUCCUCAUUCGAAGAAUUUUUCAUCAAAUUACCGGAAUCUUUUUCACAAGCCAGUUUGCAGUGUCAAUUGUUGUCAUUAUUUACAAAAUAUAAUUCUUAUGAUUUGUUUUGGAACUUAUUGCAUUAUUUAACCAACGAUGAUCAGUUUAGUCGUUAUUUUAUUUUCUAUUUUGAAACGUCAUCUGAAAAUUUAAGUUCAGAUGAACAAAUGAAUUGGCGUACAUUAUUGUACCAUAUUCAACAGUAUAAAUAUUGGGACACUGAGCAAGUUUUUGGUAAAAAUGAGAUUGAUUUUUUUAUGUACAUUUAUGAGAAUAUAUUUUUUAAGAUGAAUUUUUUUACUAAAUUUGAAAUAAUUUCUCAAAUUUUAGAGAAUAAUCUUAAAAAUAAAUUUUUUAGUUUUAUUAGAGAGAUAAAAGAUAGUAUUUUAAGUAUACUUAUUGAACAUAAAAAUGUAAUUUAUUUUAUGAUUUCGCCUGAAAGUACGUAUUUUUUACUUAUGAACAACAAAGAGAAGUUUAAUAAUGAGAUUAGUUUAUACAAGGAAACCGUUUCUAAACUUUGCAAUAAAGUUCAUGCUGCACUAGAUUGCAUUUAUGAUGUUACCUUGAAUUAA